Molecule: messenger RNA, 1491 nt
Organism: Fusarium tjaetaba
Lineage: Eukaryota; Fungi; Ascomycota; Sordariomycetes; Hypocreales; Nectriaceae
Exons: 3
Coding region: 1-1491 (496 amino acids)
Source: RefSeq, a predicted model, not a curated record
AUGCCUGCCGCGGCGCAUCCGCCCCUCAGCGCGCGGACAGCGCAGCGAAUUCACGAGCAAGUGACUCGUGAAGUUUUUCGACUCUCCGGACGCGAUCCCGAUCAUCACAUGGAGUGCUUCAAGGCUUGCCUAAAGACUAUCGAGGACACCAAAGUCGUCGAGGCAACUGACUAUGCUAUCUGGGAGAGCCAGGAGCAGAUCCCAAGUCCCCUGAAAGAAUUUUCCAAUACCAACCGAACCACCAAGAGCGGUAACUUUUACAUGCUCCCAGCGACGAUCGCCGUGGCUAUUGCUGCCGUUCUGAACCUGAAGCACGUCGUCGUCAACUCUAAUGGCAACACCAAACACAUCGUAAGCGCUGUCUCUGAGAGUGCUGUGUGGGCUUACCUUGGUAUUGCUAUCGAUAUAUGGCCUCAGACUGGCGAAUCUCACUUCUUCGUUAAGAAGUCCGACGAAGACUCAAAGUUUCCGACUGUUGGAAAGAUUGCCCGCGGAAAGUUUGCAGUGACAACCAAUAUCCCCGGAGAUACUAUCACACCUCUGAUGCUUCUUACUAUGGCGAGAUUCAAUGGUUGGAUCAAGUCAGCACCGGGUGCCCCUUGUCUGAAGAAGGGAACUGUCGACGCGCCGCAAAUCAUCCACCGCCGACAGGCAUUAAGCGAGGGCAAAGAAAUCCUAGAGAAACUAGGAAACCGGAAGUUCAAACAGAAUGACCCGGCUCUCAUCCGAGAGUGCAGCCAAGUCGCGGAAUCCUGGUUGCCUAUUAUUAAGGAUGCAGACACAGACCUAUCAGUUUACAAGUUCAUGGGCAAGACCGGUGCAACUCUUGCAUCUCUGGUCUCCGAUGAAAUCGACUAUAUCCAACUGGCUCAACAGGUCAAUGAACUAGAAUCUACUGCCGCUGUAAAGAAGCUGGUUGAACUGUCAGACAAGGCCCGUGACAUUCAACACUCUCUGCAGAGCUAUGUGCAGGAAGCAGCCCCCAGUUUGAUGGAACUUCGAACGACUCUUCUGGAGAAGCCCGGUUGUCAGUCGUUCCAGCAAGUUUUUGGACCUCCUUGGAAUCAAUGUCUCCUCAACCAGGAAGCUGAUGGUACCAAGAACAUUAUUGUUGGCGCUCUUCAGCGUCUCUUCGACACUAUUGCUUAUGUCGUUCCUCGAACACACUCUAUGUACGGCGCUUUUCUUGACAUGGCCUCCAAAAUGGAUAUUGCUGUCAUGUCUUCCCUCGACCUUGAUCUGGCCCGAGCCAAAGACCGUCAUCAGAAGCGGCUCAACAUCAACGACGACCUGUCGUAUCGCAACGAAAUUAUGACCAAUGUGGCCGAAGCUAUCGGCAGACUCGAGCGUGGGUCAGCAUCGCAGGAACGACUUCUUCGUUCUAAGCUCUGCUCGAUCCUCGACGCAGCCGAUGCGCUGAUCUUGAAGGAGAACCUUCCGCGGGACAUCAGCAUCGUGGUCUCAACUAACAACAAUGACGGACAAGCUUGA